AUGUGCUACUUCCUCACCGGCCUGGCCGAUGAGACCCUCACCAUGAAGCUCGGAGAGGAGGCUCCAGCAACCUUCGCCGAAGUCCUGCAAAAGGCGAAGAAAAUCGACCAAAAGAAGCUAAAUCAAGAGAAGAGGAAGGUUGAUUCUAAAUCUAGGGACAAGGGAUCGUCCUCUUCUGGCAGCCGAACCGAGUAUCGUAGGUUAGAGAUCGACCAUAAUCGAAGCCGACCUUACGAGCGUUAUACUCCAACUACCAUCCCCAUCUCUGAGAUACUUGCAAACAUCGAGGAAAGUGGGAUGGAAAAGCUCCUUAAGCGACCUGAGAAGCUCCAAGGAGACCUAGAAAAGCGCAAUAAAGAUAAAUAUUGUCGUUUUCUUCGCGAUCACGGCCAUAAUACGUCAAAUUGCUGGGAAUUGAAGCGCCAAAUUGAAGACCUUAUUGAAGAUGGCUACUUCAAAAAAUUUGUAGGUAAACCGAGGACCAGCUCGGCAGAAAAGAAAGAAAAAGAAGAAGAGAGGAAACGUUCGAGGACGCCACCUCGCCGAGAUGACCGACCUGCGGUCAUAAUACCAUUUUCGGAGGCCCAGGGAGAAAAGCCGACCUCCGCCGUUGCCUUAAACGAUGCCGAUCUGGAGGGGGUCCAUUUGCCCCAUAAUGACGCGCUUGUGAUCGCUCCUCUCAUCGAUGACGUCCUGGUCCGAAGAGUACUGGUAGAUGGAGGCGCAUCUGCUAACAUCUUGUCCCUUCCGACAUAUCUAGCCUUGGGAUGGACCAGGUCACAGUUGAAAAAGAGUCCGACACCCUUGGUUGGAUUCUCUGGAGAAUCGGUCUCCCCAGAAGGGUGUAUUGACUUGCCGGUCACGAUGGGACAAGAUGCUACCCAAGUAACGCAGAUGGCCGAGUUUGUGGUGAUCGACGGCAGAUUGGCUUACAAUGCCAUCUUUGGGAGACCCAUCAUCCACUCAUUUCGAGCCGUCCCCUCCACGCUGCAUCAAGUCCUGAAGUACUCAACCCCUAAUGGAGUGGGCACGGUCCGAGGUGAGCAAAAGACUUCAAGGGAAUGUUAUGCAUCCACGCUUAAAGGGUCGUCAGUAUGUGUCCUGGAAGAGCAAGCCAAUCAAGACGACCCACCUAGGGAAGGCAAAAGGCAGUUCUCCCCACUAGUAGAGGAGCUCGAGCUUGUUCCCUUACUUAGCCCAGUUCGAGACUUACGAGGUCACUGA
Messenger RNA from Momordica charantia (bitter melon), 1224 nucleotides. NCBI's taxonomy places the organism in Eukaryota, Viridiplantae, Streptophyta, Magnoliopsida, Cucurbitales, Cucurbitaceae. The record is from RefSeq and is a predicted model, not a curated record.